UUUUUCAUUUUUUCUUACCUUUACCCGACAAGAUAAAGAUAUAGAAGCGCGAUAAGAUUACUCUUGGAAAAAUGGGACGGAGGAAGAUGUCAAUCUCAAGGAUAGAGAACCGAACCAGAAGGCAAGUUACCUUUACAAAACGCCGAUUAGGGCUGAUUAAGAAAACCCAUGAGCUUUCUGUGCUUUGUGAUGCCCAGGUUGGGCUCAUCAUCUUCUCAAGCAAUGGAAAGUUGUUCGAGUAUUGCAGUGAGACAUCUAGCAUGGAACAUAUGAUAAGAAGGUAUCAGGUUGCAACAGAGAAUCGAAAUCCGGAAAACAUCAAUUGCCAAACUGAUCAUGAUCAUCAAUUCUUAAUGCCUGGUGAGUUGGCAAGGAUGCAAAAAGAAACGGCGAAUCUUCAAUUGAGUUUGCAACCGUACUAUGGUGAGGGCUUGAGUUCCAUCAAGUUUGAGGAUUUAGAUGAACUUGAGCAGCAGCUGGAAUUCUCAGUCAACAGAGUUCGAGAUAGGAAGUUCGAACUCUUACAACAGCAGACGGAUAAUCUUCGAACGAAGGAGAAAAUGCUGCUGGAAGAAAAUGAACAAAUAUACCAUCUGAUCAAUGAGAAUCAGGCAGCAUUGGAGCAGCAACAGCGGCAGACGUACUACCAAAUGGCUAUGGUGCCAAAGACUGAGGAAAAUAGACAUCAUGUGCUGGAACAGUACUUCCCAUUCUCUGGUCGGAAAGAGCAACCCGCGGCAAGUAGUAGUAGUGUGCUUCAGCUAGCAACCUUGCCUGAUCCGCUUCUUAAUGAUCCAUAUAAUGAUCGUCUCCUGCAGCCUGCUCACCCCAACCUUCAAGAUCAUUUCAGUGAUCUCCAACACCCCAAAAAUGUUUGACAAUGACUCGCAUUACAAGAAAAGAAAGGCUUCGGGUUUCCUUUUCUGUCAACUUGCAUGGCAUGCAUAUGAUCAAGAUCAUCAGAUACAGCUAAACACAUUUACAUAUAUGAUUCCGUUUCCGCGGAUCGGAUCGAGUACUGCUAAUUAUAUGCAUGCACAAAUAAAAAAGUGCUGAAUUCUCAGUAUUUGUUUUUAAUAUGCAUAUGGUGUUUUUACUUUCUUACUUUCUAUCUAUGUCUUUGUUGCUUAUGAACCCUAAUAAAGAUUUAUGUAUUAGUACGAUCUUUUAUCCCACUUUUAUCUUGUAUCAAGA
Molecule: messenger RNA, 1194 nt
Organism: Carya illinoinensis
Lineage: Eukaryota; Viridiplantae; Streptophyta; Magnoliopsida; Fagales; Juglandaceae
Product: MADS-box protein defh21-like
Exons: 7
Coding region: 72-878 (268 amino acids)
Biological process (GO): positive regulation of transcription by RNA polymerase II
Cellular component (GO): nucleus
Molecular function (GO): protein dimerization activity; RNA polymerase II cis-regulatory region sequence-specific DNA binding; DNA-binding transcription factor activity, RNA polymerase II-specific
Source: RefSeq, a predicted model, not a curated record